Rangifer tarandus platyrhynchus (Svalbard reindeer) is the source of this 1224-nucleotide messenger RNA. Lineage: Eukaryota; Metazoa; Chordata; Mammalia; Artiodactyla; Cervidae. The record is from the annotation of a GenBank genome assembly.
AUGAUGAUGAUGUCCUUGAACAGCAAGCAGGCGUUCAGCAUGCCGCACGGCGGCGGCCUGCACGUGGAGCCCAAGUACUCGGCCUUGCACAGUGCCUCGCCCGGGUCCUCGGCACCCGCGGCGCCCUCCGCCAGCUCUCCCAGCAGCUCGAGCACUGCCGGCGGCGGCGGCGGGAGUGGCGGGGGCGGUGGAGGCCGGAGCAGCAGCUCCAGUAGCAGUGGCAGCAGCGGCGGCAGCGGCGGGGGCUCCGAGGCGAUGCGGAGAGCGUGUCUUCCAACCCCACCGAGCAAUAUAUUCGGCGGGCUGGAUGAGAGUCUGCUGGCCCGCGCCGAGGCUCUGGCGGCGGUGGACAUCGUCUCCCAGAGCAAGAGCCACCACCACCCGCCGCACCACAGCCCCUUCAAGCCGGACGCCACCUACCACACCAUGAACACCAUCCCCUGCACUUCGGCUGCCUCCUCCUCGUCCGUGCCCAUCUCGCACCCGUCCGCGCUGGCGGGCACGCACCACCACCACCAUCAUCACCACCACCACCACCAUCAGCCGCACCAGGCGCUGGAGGGCGAGCUCCUGGAGCACCUGAGCCCCGGCCUGGCGCUGGGGGCCAUGGCGGGCCCCGACGGCGCCGUGGUGUCCACUCCCGCUCACGCGCCGCACAUGGCCACCAUGAACCCCAUGCACCAAGCUGCUCUCAGCAUGGCCCACGCGCACGGGCUGCCCUCGCACAUGGGCUGCAUGAGCGACGUGGACGCCGACCCCCGGGACCUGGAGGCGUUCGCCGAGCGCUUCAAGCAGCGACGCAUCAAGCUGGGGGUGACCCAGGCCGAUGUGGGCUCCGCGCUGGCCAACCUCAAGAUCCCCGGCGUGGGCUCGCUCAGCCAGAGCACCAUCUGCAGGUUCGAGUCCCUCACUUUGUCUCACAACAAUAUGAUCGCGCUCAAACCCAUCCUGCAAGCGUGGCUAGAGGAGGCGGAGAAGUCUCACCGCGAGAAGCUCACCAAGCCCGAGCUCUUCAACGGCGCGGAGAAGAAGCGCAAGCGCACGUCCAUCGCGGCGCCAGAGAAGCGGUCGCUGGAAGCCUACUUCGCCAUCCAGCCGCGGCCCUCCUCCGAAAAGAUCGCCGCGAUCGCCGAGAAGCUGGACCUUAAGAAAAACGUGGUGCGCGUCUGGUUCUGCAACCAGAGGCAGAAACAGAAAAGAAUGAAAUACUCCGCUGGCAUUUAG